This is a messenger RNA of Grammomys surdaster, 6396 nucleotides long. RefSeq names its product ABI family member 3 binding protein (gene Abi3bp). The record is from RefSeq and is a predicted model, not a curated record. The transcript has 62 exons. The coding region runs from base 70 to 5073 and encodes 1667 amino acids. Gene Ontology annotation, biological process: extracellular matrix organization; positive regulation of cell-substrate adhesion. Gene Ontology annotation, molecular function: protein binding. NCBI's taxonomy places the organism in Eukaryota, Metazoa, Chordata, Mammalia, Rodentia, Muridae.
CUUAAAUGCAGUUCCAGGCUUGCAAGGCACCCAGCCGCAGCACUCCCCGUGUGAGCAGGCAAAUGCAACAUGCUCUCCAGCCUGGGGUGUCUACUUCUCUGUGGAAGUAUUGCACUUGCUCUGGGAAAUGCACAGAAAUUGCCAAAAGGUAAAAAGCCAAGCCUGAAAGUGCACAUCAAUACCACCAGCGACUCCAUCCUCUUGAAGUUCCUGCGUCCAAAUCCAAACGUAAAGCUGGAAGGUUUUCUCCUGGGAUAUGGCAGCAACGUGUCUCCAAACCAGUACUUUCCUCUUCCUACAGAAGGGAAAUUCACAGAGGCUGUAGUAGAUGCAGAGCCGAAGUAUCUGAUAGUCGUGCGACCUGCUCCUCCUCCCAGCCAGAAGAAGUCAUGUUCAGGGAAAUCUCGCCCUCGCAAACCCCUCCAGCUGGUGGUGGGUACGUUGACACCGAGCUCUGUCUUCCUGUCCUGGGGGUUCCUCAUCAACCCACACCACGACUGGACGUUGCCGAGUCACUGUCCCAAUGACAGAUUUUAUACAAUUCGAUAUAGAGAAAAAGAUAAGGAAAAGAAAUGGAUUUUUCAACUCUGCCCAGCUACUGAAACAAUUGUGGAAAAUCUAAAGCCCAACACAGUUUAUGAAUUUGGUGUGAAAGACAAUAUAGAAGGUGGAAUUUGGAGUAAGAUUUUCAAUCAUAAGACUAUUGUUGGAAGUAAAAAUAAAGUAAAUGGGAAAAUCCAAAGCACUUAUGACCAGGUCCACUCAGUGCCAGCAUAUGUCCCAAGGAAGCUAAUCCCAAUAACAAUCAUCAAGCAAGUGAUUCAGAAUGUUACCCACAGGGCUUCAACCAAAUCCCCAGACAAGACUCCUUUCGGAGGAACAAUAUUGGUUCAUCUUAUUAUUCCGGGUCUUAAUGAUUCCACCGUGAAACUUCCCUCAUCCAUAAUGCUUGAGAUUUCGGAUGCUCUCAAGGCACAAUUGGCUAAGAAUGAAACAUUGGGUUUACCAGCAGAAUCUAAAACCCCAGAGGUUGAAAAAGUGGCUGGGCAGCCAGUAACGGUGACUCCAGAAACAGUUUCAAGAAGUACUAAGCCCACCCUGUCUAGCGCUUUAGACACUGCAGACACAGCACUGGUUCUCAGUGAGAAGACGCCAGAAACAGCACGCUCUGUUCUAAUACCUGAGUUUGAAUUGUCCUUGAGCACUUUAGCUCCAAAAGGGUUCCCAGAGUUUCCUGAGGCAAAAACAGCCUUCCCAUUGGAGAAACCUGGGAGUUCCUUGGCUUCAAGUGAAGAGCCACGGGUGGUACCUGGAUCUAAAACAUCUGAAGAUUCCAGAGUUGUACAGCCUCAAGCUGCAACUUAUGAUGUUGUCUCAAGCUCAACAACUUCAGAUGAGACAGAAAUAGAGCCUCACCCAGCAACAAGUGAUCCUAUUCUGGACUCUGUCCCACCUAAAACUUCUAGAACUGCUGAACAGCCAAGGGCAACACUGGCUCCAAGCAAAGCAUCAUUUGAAUCCCAAAAUGCAGAAAUCUUCACCAGUCCUGAAGUGCAACCUACAACAGCUGCUCCCCAGCAAACUACAUCUAUCCCCUCCACACCCAAACGACAGUCAACACCCAAACCGCCAAGAGUCAAACCUGCCCCAGAACCCGAGACUCGACCAUCUGCACACUCAACAAAGGCUCCACACAAGACCAAAAAACCAGGUCGCCGCCUCCGUCCUAAACCCACGCGUAGUCCAGAAGUACCCAAGUCCAAACCUGCUCUGGAACCUGCCACUGUACCACCGGAGAUCUUGGUACCCACAAUCGUUCCCAAACCACCCCAGAGACCUAAAGCCACACGCAGGCCAGAGGUACCCCGAAUCAAGCCUGCCCAUGAGCUGGUCGCAUUUGGAAGUGAAGCCCCUGCCCUAGCCAUAGUUACUACUACAGACAUUGAACCUGUAAUUACAAGAGCCAAGGCAUCAGUGACGACAUUAGCUCCCAAAACAUUACGACCAAGAAUUCGCCAUCGACGUCCCAAAUAUAAAAUCACCCCAAGCCCAAAAAUACCUCAGAUUAAACCAGCAGACGUGGGACCUAUUACUCCUGAGCCAUCUUUAGCUUCAACAACAAAAAAAGUUCGCCGUCCACGUCCCAAACCUCAAACCACUCCCCAUCCAGAAGUAUCUCAGACAAUCUUGGUUGCUGCUACAAGCCUUGAACCAGUUAUUAAAACUGAGGCUCCAGGGAUGACAUUAGUUCCCAAACUGCCUCAACAACCAGGCUAUCCUCAUCCCAAACCUAAAACCACAAGGAGUCCUGCAGCACCUCCAGCCGAACUGGUUCCUACUCCAGACUUUGAACCAGUUGCUCCUUUAAAAGAAGAUCCAGUGACCACAAUAGCUAGCAAAAUAUCACAAAGAACUCGCCGUCCACAGCCCAGACCUAAAGUCACACUGAGCCCUCAAGCACCUCAAACAAAAACUGUUCCUGCUGUAGUCCUGGAACCUGUCACUCUUAGACCUGAGGUCCAAGUAACAACACUAGAUCCCAAAAAAUCACACAGAAAAAAACAUCGUCCACGUCCCAAACCAAAGCCUAUACCAAGUCCUGAAGUACCUGAGUCUAAGCCAGUUCCUUCAAAAGAACGUGAACCUGUGACACUCAGAACUGAGACUUGGGUGACAACAAAAGCUCCCAAAACACCAAAACGAACCCGUCGUCCACGCCCCAAACCUCAAACCACACCAACUCCUGAGGCUCCUCUAACUAAACCUGUUGCUGCUACAGAUCUUGAACCCCGUGCUCUUAGCACCGAAGUGCCUGCGACCGUGGUUCUAGCUACAGCCCUUGCACCUGUCACUCUUAGGACCAAGGCUCCCAAGCCAACAACAUUAUCUCCUAAUGUACAGCGGACACGCCGUCCACGUCCCAGACCUAAAACCACAGCAAGUACUGAUGUGUCUGAGUCCAAGUCGGCUCCUACUGAACUGCAAACUCUUGUUUUGAAACCAGUGACCUCACCAAGCCUAGAAAUUACACAAAGUCAAUCUGUUUCUGAUGACCUGGAAUUGGUUGCAUUUAGUACUGAGACACCACAGAAGACAAUAGCACCAGCUGAAACAGAUUAUGUAGAUACCACCACCAAAGAACCUCUCAGGCCAGAGGAGAAGAGAACAGAAGUUGUGGAUUCUCUUACACAUGUGUCUGAGCUCCCCGAGUCUACACUAGUUACCAUAGAAACAUCACCUCUGUCUUCCCAAACUAUAAUCCUACCCAGACUAGACAAGCCUCAGACUGAACCUGCUUCCAGGCAGACAACCAGCACGCCUCCCAAGCUCAAAACACCACAAUCAAGAAUGCCAGCAAAAGAGCCAGUUCCUAAGGGAUCCCUGCAUACUACUUCAAAGCCAAAAAUGCCACCAAGUCCUGAAGUGGCAGACACUACAUCUGUUCCAAAAGAUGAACGACUUUCCCAUAAACCAGAUCUCGAGGUGUCUCACAGUGAAACUGUUCUGCCUCCUGUCACCUUUAGAGUUGAGCCACCAAAGACAACGAUAGCACCUUUAGAGACACGGGGCAUUCCCCUCAUACCUGUGAUUUCACCAAGACCUAGUCAAGAGGAACUACAAACCACCAUGGAAGAAACAGACCAGUCUACCCAAGAGCUCUUCACAACUAAGAUUCCACGAACAACUGAAUUGGCAAAGACAACUCAGGCACCACACAGAUUACACACGACUCCUGUGAGGCCCAGAAUACCUGACAGGCCACAUGGCAGGCCUGCUCUGAACAAAACAACUACAAGACCUGAUAAAACCAAAUCAAGAGGAAUGUCCCAUAAAAAUGGAGCAGGAACAGGGACCAAGCAAGCACCUAAGCCAUCAAGUACAGGGAGAAAUACGUCAGUGGACUCACAUGCCACAAGAAAACCAGGCCCAAUUCCAGGGACUCGUCGCCCACCCAUACCACAUAGACAUGCGUCCCCUAGACCUGUGUCUCCACAGAGAAAGCCUUUACCACCGAAUAAUGUCACUGGAAAGCCAGGAAGUACAGGAAUCGUUUCCUCCAGCCGGGUAACUUCCCCACCCGUGAAGGCAACACUCAAACCUAUUGGAACAGCCACAGAGAGACCAGGGGCAGAAAAAAAGCAACCAACUGCUCCUGCUUCAGAAGAAGAAUUUGGUAAUACAACUGACUUUAGUUCAAGUCCCACCAAAGAAACCGAUCACCUUGGAAAGCCUAGAUUCGUAGGUCCCCAUGUGCGGUAUAUCCCAAAGCCUGAGAACAAGCCCUGUUCCAUCACUGACUCCGUCAGACGGUUCCCCACAGAGGAAGCCAUAGAGGGGAAUGCCACCAGCCCACCCCAGAACCCACCCACCAACCUCACUGUGGUCACUGUCGAAGGCUGCCCCUCAUUUGUCAUCUUGGACUGGGAAAAACCUCUAAAUGACACUGUCACUGAAUAUGAAGUCAUAUCCAGAGAAAAUGGGUCAUUCAGUGGGAAGAACAAGUCCAUUCAAAUUACAAAUCAAACGUUUUCUACAGUAGAAAAUCUGAAACCAGAUACAAGCUAUGAAUUCCAGGUGAAACCCAAAAAUCCACUUGGUGAGGGCCCCGCCAGUAACACGGUGGCAUUCAGCACUGAAUCAGCUGACCCAAGAGUGAGUGAACCAAUUUCUGCAGGAAGAGAUGCCAUCUGGACUGAAAGACCCUUUAAUUCAGACUCUUACUCAGAAUGUAAAGGCAAACAAUAUGUUAAAAGGACGUGGUAUAAAAAAUUUGUUGGAGUGCAGCUAUGUAACUCUCUCAGAUACAAGAUUUAUUUGAGUGAUUCCCUUACAGGCAAGUUUUACAACAUAGGAGAUCAGAGGGGCCAUGGAGAAGAUCACUGCCAGUUUGUGGAUUCAUUUUUAGAUGGUCGCACAGGACAGCAACUCACCUCUGACCAGUUACCCACCAAAGAAGGCUAUUUCAGAGCUGUUCGUCAGGAACCUGUCCAGUUUGGAGAAAUAGGUGGUCAUACCCAAAUCAAUUAUGUUCAGUGGUAUGAAUGUGGGACCACAAUACCUGGAAAAUGGUAGAUGCAACAAAAUUACUUCCAAAGUACUUCUGGUUCAUUAUCGCAAAAAGAAACAAUAACAACAACAACAAAAAAAUUGGAAAUAAUGGUAUUUGUCACACCGAUUCAAAGCUAUUUUUGUUUACUAUGUGUAAGUUUGCAAUCUAACUGACAGCAGUACUAGAUGUUUAUUAUUAGGAAAGAUGACUGAGGCUAUUUAUCAGGUUUUACACAGUCAUUUUAAAAGCAGGAUAUUAACAUGAAUAGAAUAACAUUCAGGGAAGCUGGCUCCCUAUUCAUAUUCUAAGAGAUCAUUUGUAUAUUAUUUAUCACACUGUUGUAAUGUUUUCAGAUACUUUUAUAACAAAAUUGUCAAAAAUCUUUAAUAAUCUUUAUAAAAAGUAUUUACUUUAUUGAUGUGUACGUGUUGUUGGUGAAUUAAUUCCAUAAAUCUCUUCUUGGUUUAACUUAUUGGAUCAAAUAAUCUUCAGCAUAUACAUGUGACAGAAAGUUCAAAUACUUACGUUAAUGUAAACUUCCAUUUUUAGAAUCUGAUGAACAGAUGUUAAGUUUAAAUAGUUAUAUAUUCAUAUUAUUAUUUCCAUAAGUUACCAGCAAAUUAUUGCAAAAAGCCUGAAUCUGUACAAUUUUAUUUGAGCCAGAAACAACUGACAAUCUGAUACGUGUCAAAUGAUAAAUGUCCUUUUUUUCUGUACCCAUACUAUUAUGUCUACAAAUACUUUCUCAAGCUCUUCUUUUUAAGCAGUUUUUUAAAUGGCUCUAUGGUUCUAUUCAAGCUGUAUGUACAGACUGAAUGUGAAGUCAGCAUGAAAAGAUAAUGCAUGGUGAGAUGCUAUUGUUUUAUAGGAUAUAUUAUAUAUUUAUAUGUUUAGGCCAUGAAUGAAUGUAUCACAGAAUGUUUUUUGUGACACUUUACUUAAGCUGUAACAAAACUGACUCAUUUCAUGGGGAAAAAAAAAACCAUUGUUUUCUUUUAUGCAUGGGAGGGAACCAAGAAAAUUACUGCUUGCCCCAAAAAGACUUCUCUCUGUAUGUAUCUUUCAACAUGCUUCAGUUUUAUCAAUGCUACAUCUUGUAUUUUCAAGCAAGUAUAGACACUGCAAUAAAAAGAUGUAGGUUUUUAAAAAUGUUCUGAAUAGUUUGCCAAUAUGUAAAUACACCUGGAUAAAUACAUAAGGAAAAUCAAAAAACUAAAGCUAUUGAAACCCUACUGUGUUUAUACUCUAAGUCAACCAAACUUGUUAUAUGAAUGGAAAUCCAUUUCAUUAAUUCUGUAAAAUGACUAUUUUCCUUAUGUCUUAAUAAUUAAGCUACAAGACCACAA